CUCCCCUCCAACUCGUUACUCUUCCUCUCAUCUUUCUCUCACUUCCUCUUGUCACUUCGAUCUUCAAUUUCAAUCUUCUUCUCUUCGCUCUUCCCUUUACCCUCUACUUCACCUAAGACCACUACGCUUCGGCCUGGUAUAACAUCUUCUCUCGAACGACGGCCCAGUCUCCCUCAUAAAGAAAAAUAAUGAUCUCGCGACUCUGACAGCGCCAUUCGCUGCCCUGCCCUGCCACUACCUUAUCGCCGAAGCGCCUGUUCUUUGUCUCAUUAGUUCUCUGGGCUCCUUCCUUGGACUCUUCUCCCUGCUACCCGCUAGACUCGACAGUAGCAGUAGCUUCUUUCUCGAUUGCUUCUGAAGCCCAAACCGCGAAUUAUUUUUGAGCAAGAACUUCAUUUCCCUCUAAAGACCGCUGUCCACUGCGAGGCUUGUCUCUCUCAUUUACCAAGUCGAGCAACUUGCGUGCGUUUACUGAGCACUGCCCACUACUGGUAGGCUCAGCGACAAGAUCAGCUGCGCUGACCCAUCGAACGACCGACUUGACCUGCUCUCGAUCGCACCGCGACCUGCGAAGCCAUUCGUUUCUCUUGCCGGACUAUUUAUUUCUGGCCGGCCAAUUUCAAAUCUUUGCACAUAUUCACAUAAUUUCAGCCAUAUUUGUCCCAGGUGGAAGCCAACUGGUGUUUCAGCGCCCUGAUCAAACACUCGAAUUAUACCCUGUACGCAGACUUGAGACUGUAAUAGUCCUCACCAUCUGCCUCGCUUCACUCCACGUCCUGGCGCAGACUCGACUCACUAGAUCGCCAAGCGGAUUACAAAACAUGCCUUCAGUUGCGGAUAGAAGAGUCUACGAAGAUCAAAUACCGCCUUUCAUGACAGUAUUUGAUCUGGAUGCCGAGACCAUGGCAGAUCAGGACACUGUGACACUCAUGGACACUAAAUUCGUCGACAUGGAACCAAAGCGACCUGGCAUGAUGGGUGCUUCUCCUCAACAUGGUCUUGGCCCUAGCAUGAUGCCUGUUGACGCAACACACAAGCAUCACGAUAGCACUUCCACACAGACCUCCGAGUCGGCAGACUCUUCACCCACAACGACCUUGUCUACAACCGACUCCUCGCCCCUCUCAGAUGCGUCUCCCUCGUCUUCUCCCGAUUCUCCUAUGAAUCUGAUUCCCCUCAACAACUAUCCUGCCACGAGCUUCGGAAACCUCUCUACCAAUCUCAGCAGCACAGCCACCACUACUCUGUUGAGUGAGCCUCCUCGGCUUCAGCGACCAAUGACAUCACCUUCACCUCGAAGAGGGCGCAAUAUGAAGGGCCUUUCUAUCCAGCCCCCAUUCGCUGCCUCGACUUCAACGACAAAUAUUUCGCUGGUCUCCGAGCCUUCUUCUCCAUCAUUUAUCAAACCUACGAUUCCCGCUAUGAGAAGAAAGCCCAGCCAGCUGAGUCUCAAGACCAAUACUUCUGACUUGAUCCAUAAGACCACCCUGGAGGUCCCACCCUCACCAGCCAUGCCGAUGCUCCAGCGUCGAGCUCUUAAGCAUUCUUGUUCCUCACCUCACAUGUCUUCCGGUCUGAAGUCCGCGACCUUCGGUCCACCUGGUGGUAUGACUUUUCCCAAGGUUUUGGAAAGAAACGAAUCCGGACUUUCAGAAGUAUUGCGGCCCACAAAGUCAAGUAUGAAACCAGCUUUCCAUUCUGCGAUUACUGAGGAAGAUUCGCCAAUUCGUACUCAGAUGGCCAUUCGGGAUGAUGACCCUUACCGCGAUAACGAGAACAACGAGGACAUGAAGACGCCAGGCUACCCUGAUGGGCCAAUUGCGAUCUACGGAGACAAUGUUUUUCUCUACUCGGAACCCACGGCUGACGAAGCAUCGCGGUUUGACGUAGUCAUCAAUUGCGCUCGCGAAGUCAGCAACCCUUUUGAAAUCCGCAAAAUGGCCCAUGAAUCACAGUCGCAGUCACCAUUCCAGUCUAUGCGACGCCCUGUUUCUGGGGUUGAAAGCCCCAUCCCCGAUACUGCUGUGUCUACAGCCAGUUUCAUGACAGCUUGGGAAUAUCCCCAGGAGGAUUCAGCUGAGACACCUACCACACCAAAGGCAUUUCAAUUUAAAGAGCCUGAAUACAUCCAUAUUCCUUGGGACCACAAUACCGAUAUUGCACCGGAUCUUAUGGAGUUGUGCGAUGUUAUUGAUAAGCGGACAAAGGCUGGCAAACGUGUGCUUAUCCAUUGUCAGCAGGGCGCAAGUCGAUCUGCCAGUCUGAUUAUUGCCUACGGCCUGUUCCAGAAACCGCAUCUCACCGUGAAUGAUGCUUACUACGCAGCUCAGUCCAAGAGCCAAUGGAUCAGCCCGAACAUGAAACUCAUGUACUCGCUGCAGGAUUUCCAAAAGGAAGUGUCAACGAAGCGAACGGCGUUACCGUCACACCGUCCCCGUCCUGGCCGUAGCCCUUCGAAGCAUAGAAUCACACUCUCUGUUGGUGCUAUCGAUAUUGGAGCCAAGGAGCCACAGACUGCUCCUCUUCCAACACAGAACGAAGAGUCGAAGGACUCGCACUUGAAUCCGAGUCCAAAUCGACUUCGCGGAAACUCAACACCUGGACCUCGACCGGUCUCACCUGGCCCAGCUUCAGCACCCCCUACUUGCACCUGGAAAGAUGAGGUUGAGCAGCACUCGUCAGAACACCUGGAUCCUCUCAAAAUUAGCGACUUGCCUAAGAGACCUGUGUCAAGCCAGGGCAAGGCGCCACCAACUCUAGCCCCGUCUCCCAUGAUGGACUCGAUCAUGAAGCCUCCACCUUCGCCCGGGUUUCCCUCUCAGGCGAGUCUUGGCUUCCAGACCAUGACCUUCCCACGAUUCAAUCCGGCACCAUCGGAAAUGAGAUUUAGUGAUGCGCCAGUGGAGAGAACCAUAACUCUUCCUGGUUCAUACCCGGAUGAUAAUGCUCUAUUGUCACCGAGAGCCGAGAUGAUGACUAACAACCCGCUUCAUGAUGUCCAUGAAGUCGCUGGGAUGCGAUUCGUCGAGAGCCCGCCAACACCGAGCCAAGGCUUGUUUUCUCCUCGAGCGGGCAUGUUCCCUCGAGACCCUUUUUCAACCUUCGGAAGACCACCGGUCGUUGCAGAUCCCAGGAGUCCACCCACCAAAGGCGAGGCACCUAUUAUUCGAUCAAUUGAUGAUCUCUUAUGAUGACCCUUGACCCUGUGUUUUGCUGUCAAGCCGAACAAACCAAUUUCCAAGGGAAGAAGUACGACGAAUUACUAUCGCUAUUGUUUUCAUUUUAUACAUCCUAUUCGCUGUUCUACAAUAUGAACCACAGCAUUUCAGGGGCGUUUUAGCAACAGGGCAGGGUUUUAACUGCACUCCAUCCGACCCUCGAUUCCGGAUGGUCUCUCAGCCUUCCGUACGAUGACACGCAAAUAACCAAAUACAUCUUCUUUGUCACCGAUCUUCUCCAAUCGUUAUGUCCUCCUCAUACCAACCAUUCGCUUUUUCUCUCUCCUUCUUUUUCAGCAGUGCACAGCGCAUGGCGUCGGAUGGGUUCACGAUGACCUAGUGUAAUAUAGACGAAGACAUUCGGUCUUGUCACUCUUGUUUCAGUUUUAUUUUUGGUUCUCGCUUUGUCCGUUUUGGACAACGAAAUACAAGUGGCGUAUGGCUUCAGGUACCCCAAGGGGAAUCAUUGGGAGGGCUCAAAUACCCAGUCAUGGAAAGGGGUUGUGCAUGUACAGGUGUUGCUAAGGAAAAGACGAGUUACUGUGUUGGGUUAUAGCAUCACGGCGUUUUUCCCCAGGAAGCAAAAGGGUUCUUGGUACAGCAAGACCGUGUGAAGAAGGCUUUACAUAGUGCUUAUCUACCUAGGUGUUAAUCAAACAGAUUACACAUCGUAUCGGCCCUCGUUUCUUCUAUGUGAUAGAUUAUGAAGUGUACGUUUUCAAAGCAGAUGCACUCGGGCAUUUACCCUGAAUUACCAUGAGGGGUUGGGAUUGGUUUAAUCAAUGCCUGCAAACGCCCCUUAAACACGAUAUACUCCUAAUUUCUUUCGGCUGUGCCCCCUUCGAGCCAUUAUACAUAUUGUAUUCUAUCGCACAAUAACAAAGAGAAUCAGUGAGAUGCAUUUACAGCUCCUUCUUGCCGUUUUGCUGUGCCUUAGCAGCCUCCUUGGCCAUCUUCUCCUGUCGCGCGAUACCAGCCUCAACGCCGAUGCCGCCGAAUACAAGCGCG
This is a messenger RNA of Fusarium verticillioides 7600, 4226 nucleotides long. Its product is annotated as tyrosine-protein phosphatase. The transcript has a single exon. Gene Ontology annotation, cellular component: cytoplasm; nucleus; cytosol. The coding region runs from base 822 to 3191 and encodes 789 amino acids. The record is from RefSeq and is a predicted model, not a curated record. Gene Ontology annotation, molecular function: MAP kinase tyrosine/serine/threonine phosphatase activity; protein tyrosine/threonine phosphatase activity. NCBI's taxonomy places the organism in Eukaryota, Fungi, Ascomycota, Sordariomycetes, Hypocreales, Nectriaceae. Gene Ontology annotation, biological process: negative regulation of MAPK cascade; protein dephosphorylation.